Messenger RNA from Paralichthys olivaceus (Japanese flounder), 2802 nucleotides. Lineage: Eukaryota; Metazoa; Chordata; Actinopteri; Pleuronectiformes; Paralichthyidae. The record is from RefSeq and is a predicted model, not a curated record.
AUGUACUGCAACUACUGUGAGGUGAACCAUUGCCACAAUGGAGGAACAUGUGUGACAGAUGUCGGAGAGGAUCCCUUCAUCUGCAUCUGUGCGGAUGGAUUUGGCGGAGACACCUGUAACCUUACAGAGACAGGACCCUGCAGCCCGAAUCCCUGUAAAAACGAUGGGCUGUGCGAGGUCAUUGCUCCGACCAGACGAGGAGAUGUUUUCAAUGAGUACGUCUGCAAGUGCCAGCCAAGCUUUGAGGGAGCGCACUGCCAGAUCAAUGUGAAUGACUGUGCCAAGCAGCCUUGUAAGAAUGGAGGUGUGUGCAGAGAUCUGGAUGGAGACUACACCUGCCAGUGCCCCUCACCGUACGUCGGAAAGCAGUGCCAGCAACGUUGCAUUUCUCUGCUGGGGAUGGAGGGAGGUACAAUCGUGGAGUCCCAGAUUUCUGCCUCCUCUGUGCACUACGGCAUUCUGGGACUUCAGCGCUGGGGCCCGGAGCUGGCGCGUCUAAACAACCAUGGCCUCGUCAACGCCUGGACGUCAGCCACCCAUGACAGGAAUCCCUGGAUCGAGAUUAAUAUGCAGAAGAAGAUGCGUCUGACGGGCAUCAUCACUCAGGGCGCCAGUCGCAUUGGCACUGCGGAGUACAUCAAGGCCUUCAAGGUGGCGAGCAGCUUUGAUGGGAAUAGUUUCACCACACACAGAGUAGACGGCCAACGGAGAGACAAGGUUUUUGUGGGCAACAUAGACAACGAUGGCACGAAAACAAACCUUUUCGACCCUCCAAUCGUGGCCCAGUACAUUCGCAUCAUCCCUGUGGUGUGCCGCAGGGCGUGCACGCUGCGCAUGGAGCUGGUCGGCUGUGAACUCAAUGUCUAUUCAAACACGGCAGGUUGUUCAGAGCCUCUGGGGAUGAAGUCUCGCCUCAUCUCAGACGGGCAGCUUUCGGCCACCAGCUCGUACCGCACGUGGGGCAUCGACACCUUCACGUGGCACCCUCAGUUUGCCCGACUGGACAAGCAGGGAAAGACCAACGCCUGGUCCCCUGCACACAACAAUCGCUCAGAGUGGAUCCAGGUUGAUCUGGAGAAGACGACGCGUCUCACAGGCAUCAUCACUCAGGGGGCGAAGGACUUUGGGGUGGUGCAGUUUGUGUCGGUGUUUCAAAUUGCUUACAGUAACGAUGGAGAGUCGUGGAAUACGGUGAAGGACGAGAUCACCGGCAAUGAUAAGCUUUUCCAAGGCAACAUCGACAACAACACCCACAAGAAGAAUCUAUUUGAGCCUCCGUUCUACGCCCGAUAUGUUCGAGUCGUCCCCUGGGAGUGGCACGAGCGCAUCGCUCUUCGCAUGGAGCUGCUGGGCUGCGAUGACUAGAAACUCAUCAGUAACCAUUUAUCUGUGCUCCACUCUCCACCUCCGCAGACCACAGAGGAGAUUUUGUAUUGGGUGGAGAUUGUGUUACCUGAAUAGCUUGGACUUUAACACUCAUAGCACUUUCUGACUAGUGACUUUUUUAUGUUUGUAUUAAUACAAUUGUUUUUGACAUUGCAGCUUGUAAGUGCUCGGAGAGAGUCGUCUGUUGAGUGUCUGUGGUUUUAUUAGCCUUUGACUGAAUAUGAAUGAAAAUUUGCACAGAUUUGCUCUUUGUAAUAUUCACUUCUUGUAAGAAUCCAGAUAGAUUUCAGCCUCUCUCAAGUCUGGAGACGUGAUCGCCGUGCUCUUCACCUCUUCGGUUGUGCUAAACUGACAGUUUUAAACUGUGCUACUGCCCCGCACCAGGGAAUAACCCUGUUUCUGUAACGAACAGAUUACAAACAUCCUCUCCACCAUAUUCACUCUCUAUUGUCCUGAUGCUGUUUUGUUAUUCCAGCCCAAACUAGCAUUAUAACGCAGGGUCUGUGCAAUAUAUUGUUUAUUUUGCCAUUUCAAACUAUCCAGGAAAAGACGUGUGUCCAGUAUUAGAAAAUAAAAAAAUUCAAAUUUGAACUACAGCACACAGAUGGAGUCAAUCAAUUGAUGGAACUACAACAUGUCAUGGGCUUUUGCUGUAGGUUUUUCAUGUGAUGUUUAAUUUUUUUACACAUUUUAGCAGGUUUAUCAGCUUUAGUCUUACAAAUGUGAAAUACGUAGUAAAAUGUCUGAAAUAAGCUUAAUUUUGCAUUAUUAUUUUUCAGUUCGCCAUUGUUCUUGAACUAAGAUUGUUUAUUAAACAUUUCAUGAGAAAGAAAGAAAAUGUCACAAAAGAUAUCUCUAAAGAUGUGAACGUAGCUUGUUGUAUAAUCUGUUAAUCAGAUACCAGGAAUUAGAGAUACCAGCUGAAAGGACAGAAGAACACAGUGGAGACACUAAUAUCCAACACACCAGAUGAAAUGGUCGUCUUACCUGAGAGUCCAACAGAUAGUCAGAUCAUGUCAGACAGUACAAAUACACAGUCUGACUGUGAGAUGACAGAGACAGAGAAGAAAAUCGGGACAUAUGUCGACUCGGUGUUCGUGGAUGUCUUAAGAAAGUGUGAAACACGAAGGUAAUAGUAGCAGCUAUAUACUGAUUGCUAGCUGUCGACAAAAUAUUACUUUAAUUCUGCUGCAGUGAUCAAGUGUUUUUGUUUUCAGCACAUCGACACCAGCGUUGGCCCUGAUGAUGAAAAGCUCUCUCAACAGCUUUAUUUGUGUCUUCAACAUGUAUGGCAAUGCUUUUUCAUCCUGAGAUGUUUGUAUUCUUUUUGAUAACCUGUACUUUCACAGAAAAUCUGUCACUAGGUUUUCUCCAGGUGUUUUCCUAUAUUUUCUAAUAAAAAAAUCUCAAAAGGUC